This is a messenger RNA of Cotesia glomerata, 2219 nucleotides long. Its product is annotated as acetyl-coenzyme A transporter 1. The record is from RefSeq and is a predicted model, not a curated record. Gene Ontology annotation, cellular component: membrane. Bases 351 to 1883 code for a protein of 510 amino acids. The transcript is spliced from 10 exons. Gene Ontology annotation, molecular function: acetyl-CoA transmembrane transporter activity. Lineage: Eukaryota; Metazoa; Arthropoda; Insecta; Hymenoptera; Braconidae.
UAGCUUUUGACUUUAGUUCUUUAUCACUAUCAUUAUUAUACAAACAUUUAUAACAUAGGUACACAAACAAUAUUACAUUUUAUUCCAUCAGUCAUACUUAAUGUUCACGUGUAAAAAUCAAUUAACAAUUAAUAUACCAACUUUUAUUAGUUUUAAUUCUCUACGACAAUAGGUUAUCAUAUGUGACAACAACAAUGAUGAUGAUUAAGCUAGAAAUCAAACGAUUUAAUUAUUUUCUUUGAUAAUUUGUUAUUUUUUUUUACGGAUGCUAUUUUAAAGUACAAAUUGUGAUUAUUCGUCUUCGGUAGUUUUUUUUUGUUUCAGAUUUUUAAUUAAGUUUGAGAAUAAAUAUGAAGCGUAAAAUAGAUAAAGAAGAUUCAGAGAAUGGACAGGUGGUAGAUUCAAAUAUUGCUGAAGACAGUGAUAUUCGUGGUGAUGAAGGAAAUAUUGCAUUACUCCUUUUUUUAUAUUUAUUACAAGGCAUUCCGUUAGGUCUUUGUAGUGCAAUGCCAAUGAUCCUUCAGAAUAGACAUAUUUCUUAUAAACAACAGGCUGAAUUUAGUUUUGUACAAUGGCCAUUCUCAUUAAAAUUACUAUGGGCACCAAUAGUAGAUGCUAUUUACUCACGUAGAUUCGGACGUCGUAAGACGUGGUUAAUACCUACUCAAUAUGCGAUGGGUAUUUUUAUGUUGUAUUUAUCUGGUUGUGUACAAGACUGGUUGGGUUCAGAUACUGAAGCACCAAAUAUAGGAUUACUUACAAUUUUAUUUUUUACUCUAAAUGUCCUAGCAGCAACGCAGGAUAUAGCUGUCGAUGGUUGGGCAUUGACAAUGUUAAAAAGACAAAAUGUAGGAUACGCAUCAACUUGUAAUAGCGUUGGUCAAACGGCAGGAUAUUUCCUGGGUUAUGUUUUAUUUAUUGCUUUGGAAUCUCCAACACUUUGCAAUAGCUAUCUACGUUCCGAACCUUCUGAUCAAGGAAUUUUAACACUACCUGGAUUUUUAUACUUUUGGGGAUGGAUAUUUAUUGCUGCAACGACACUAGUUGCGAUACUAAAGCACGAAGUAGACGAAAAACAUGUUAAAAGUGAAGAUUUUUUCACAAAUAUCAAACACGCUUAUCAUUUACUCUGGUGUACGAUAAAGCUACCGUCAAUUAAAACUACAGCAUUAAUUUUAUUAACUACCAAGAUUGGAUUUUCCGCUUGUGACGCAGUAACAGGAUUGAAACUUGUCGAUGCUGGAGUACCAAAAGAAAAAUUAACAUUAAUGGCUGUGCCAUUGAUACCAAUGCAGAUUAUUUUAUCUUGUGUAGUAUCUAAAUAUACAUUAGGACCACGUCCAAUGGAUAUUUACUUGAAGGCGAUGCCGUAUAGAUUAGCAUUUGGGCUAGUUGCUGCUGGUUUAGUUUGGGUUACACCGUCUUUCGUCAAUAAUGGUGACGUACCAUUAUAUUAUUGUAUUAUUGUUAUUACUUUUUACGCAAUACACCAGUUUGCUUCGACGAGUAUGUUUGUUGCAUCCAUGGCUUUUUUCGCUAAAAUAAGUGAUCCAGCUGUUGGAGGUACUUACAUGACAUUUUUAAAUACUCUGUGUAAUCUCGGUGGUAAUUGGCCAGCGACAGCAGCACUUUGGUUCGUUGAUACAUUAACUUGGAGAUCAUGCAGUACUGAUCCUGCUAAUGAUUGUAGUACUUCCGUAGAGCGUGAGCAAUGUGAAAUAGGUUCCAAAGGGACUUGUCUUACGGUGCUCGAUGGUUAUUACAUUGAGAGUAUUUUGUGUGUGAUUGUUGGAUACUUAUGGUUCAAAUGGGGUCGAAGAAAAAUAAAUUACUUACAAUUACGACCAAUGUCCGCUUGGAAAGUGAUACCUCAAAAAAGCUAACACUUGUUACGUUUUAUUUAUUGUUAAAUCGUUAAAUUUUUACUGAGUAAAUGUCAAUAUUUGUGAACUAUUAUUUUUAAUUUUAGUGAAUGAAUUAUUAUUACAAUUAGGUUUAAUUUUAAAAUUGAAAAUGGUAAAAACUGUCAAUAAUACAUGAUUUAUUUAUUUAAAAAUUGAAAGAGAUAAAGUAUAUCGAAAAGAGAACUAUCAUUACAGACGAGGUAUUAUUUAAUAAUAUUAUUUAAGGGUAUUAAUAAUAUUAUUUAUUAAUAGAUAAUAAAUAAUAAUAACAAUUUAGAUCUCUUUCGAUUUUUAUUCUCCUGGAAAUAAUUACCG